Molecule: messenger RNA, 2026 nt
Organism: Physella acuta
Lineage: Eukaryota; Metazoa; Mollusca; Gastropoda; Physidae
Product: guanine nucleotide-binding protein-like 3 homolog
Cellular component (GO): nucleolus
Molecular function (GO): GTP binding
Source: RefSeq, a predicted model, not a curated record
AUAAACGACAUAGAUCUAGCUAUUUAGCCUAACACAUGUGUUACUGAAAACUGAAAUAUUUUGUAAAUCUACUACCGCACAGUUCUAAAUUAUAGAUCUAGAUCUCUAGAUCUCUAUCUAGAUCAAGAUCCAAAUUAUAAUUAUAUUUAAAAAUGGUUAAAAUAACCAAAAAAAGUAAGCGUCAGUCCACCAAACACAGAGUUAAGGUUGAAAGAAAGGUUAGAGAACAUAAAAGAAAAUUAAGGAAAGAGGAGAAGCUAAAUCCGAAGAAGGGCAAGAGAAAGGAUCCUGGUAUUCCAAAUAUUUUGCCAUUUAGGGAAGAAGUUUUAAAAGAAGCCCAAGCUUAUAAACACAAGCUAGAGCUAGAGAAAGAAAAGAAAAAAGUUGCACGGAAGAAGGCUAGAGAGAAGCUCCAAAACCAGAACAGAAAUCUUGGUGACAUAGUAAAAGAUGCUGAGAAACGCCAAGCAGCGUAUGACAGAAAGAAUCAUGAUGGUGGAAAUCACGAAGAACUUACUAGUGCUAACAAGGUUAUUGAAAAUUCCAGAAAAACUUUCUACAAAGAGUUUAAAAAGGUCAUUGAUGCAGCUGAUGUGAUUCUGGAAGUGCUGGAUGCCAGGGAUCCACUUGGGAGUAGAUGUCUUGAGGUAGAAGAGGCAGUCAGAUCAGCACCGGGAAAUAAAAGGCUUGUUUUAGUUUUAAACAAGAUUGAUCUUGUCCCAAAAGAAAUAGUAGAGGCGUGGCUCAAACACCUCAGGAAAGAAUUACCAGCUAUUGCCUUCAAAGCUUCAACUCAACAACAGAGAGAUCGUCUGACCCAGACAAAAGUUGACUAUACUUUGGCUAGUGAUGAUCUCCUCAAGUCUAGUAACUGUCUCGGUGCUGAUGUUUUAAUGAAAUUGUUGCGCAACUACUGCCGCAGUACAGAGAUUGCAAUAAAUGUUGGAGUUGUUGGUUUUCCAAACACUGGUAAAAGCAGCAUAAUUAACAGCUUAAAAAGAGCAAAAGCAUGUGAAGUUGGAGCUAUUCCUGGUAUUACUAGAACCAUGCAAACAGUUCACCUGGACAAGCACAUAAAGUUGUUAGAUAGUCCUGGUGUUGUCAUGGUCAACAGUCCUUCAGAUGUUGCCGCAGUCUUAAGAAAUGUUGUCAAGCUUGAGUCUCUAGACGAUCCUAUUCCAUGUGUAGAAGCAAUUUUAUCUAGGUGUCAAAAGAUACAGAUGAAGUUACACUACAAUAUUCCAGACUACAGUGAUGCCAAUGAGUUUCUCACUUUGUUAGCUAAAAGAAUGGGAAAACUUAAGAAGGGUGGAAUCCCAGAUGUCAACAGAGCAGCUAGGGGAAUGCUGCAAGACUGGAACAGUGGGAAGAUCACCUACUACACAGCUCCACCUGAACAGAUGGAUGAGGGUGCUAGUCACAUUGAAGCAAAAAUUGUCACGGAGUGGGGCAAGGAGUUUAACAUAGAUGAUUUGGUUGUGGAGGAGACUAAGAUGUUGGCAGCUCUUCACCAAAAGAAUGAACAAGCCAUGUUGGUAUCAUCAGUUGGUCCACUCAAAGUUGUCAUGGACGAAAAAGAUUUAGAGGAGGCAAAUAAUAAUGAAAUGGAAGAUUUGGAUAAGGAAGAUGAUGAAGAGGAUGAUAUUGAAGAUAUGGAAGAGGAUGAAAAGGAACAUCAAGAAUUAAAAGGAGUAACGAUAUCAGCUGGCAAGCAAAAAGAAACCAAGAAAACACAACCCUUGGGCAAACACAAGCCUCUAAGCACAACUGGUGUCAAACCUAGAGGACCUCCUAAAAAGUUAGAACUAGAGAAAUUUGGUGGUCUAACUACCAAAAAGGGUAAAAAGUUGGCAGAAAAGAAGGAAAAAAAGCGAAGAAAGCGAGCGGAUGCAGUGGCUGGGAAGUUGUCAAAUGCUCUAGAGUCAGCGCUAGAAGGACUUGGUGCUCCAGAAUAUAGCUUUGAUCAAGAUUUUUCUUAGGCUACAUUAAAACAAAAUAAAUACCAAAGUUUUGUUGAAUUAAUUAU